This is a messenger RNA of Ctenopharyngodon idella (grass carp), 689 nucleotides long. RefSeq names its product ribosomal protein L12 (gene rpl12). NCBI's taxonomy places the organism in Eukaryota, Metazoa, Chordata, Actinopteri, Cypriniformes, Xenocyprididae. Gene Ontology annotation, biological process: translation. Gene Ontology annotation, molecular function: structural constituent of ribosome; large ribosomal subunit rRNA binding. The coding region runs from base 151 to 648 and encodes 165 amino acids. The record is from RefSeq and is a predicted model, not a curated record. The transcript has 7 exons. Gene Ontology annotation, cellular component: cytosolic large ribosomal subunit; ribosome.
AUAUUCCUGGCGCAACACGCUAUCGGCCUUUUCCUUUUUCACUUUGGUGGUGAAGGUGCAACAGUUCUCGGUCGUCCCGAAUUCGGGUUCAUCCGACACCCUCACCAAUUCAAAUUGAACUGAGCUGAGCUCAACUUCGUCUGGUACACCAUGCCUCCUAAAUUCGACCCCACCGAGAUUAAAGUUGUGUACAUGAGAUGCACAGGUGGAGAGGUCGGUGCCACUUCCUCGCUGGCCCCCAAAAUCGGACCUUUGGGUCUUUCCCCUAAAAAGGUGGGUGAUGACAUUGCAAAGGCCACCGGUGACUGGAAGGGCCUGAGAAUCACUGUGAAGCUGACCAUCCAGAACAGGCAAGCAGCGAUUGAGGUGGUGCCAUCAGCCUCUGCCCUCAUCAUCAAGGCCCUGAAAGAACCUCCCCGUGACAGGAAGAAGGUCAAGAACAUUAAGCACUCUGGAAGUGUCACUUUCGAUGAGAUCAUCACAGUUGCCCGUGUCAUGAGGCCACGAUCUAUUGCCAGGGAACUUUCUGGUACCAUCAAGGAGAUUCUUGGCACAGCUCAGUCUGUGGGCUGCACCAUUGAUGGUCGCCCUCCCCAUGAUGUCAUCGAUGACAUCAACAGUGGCAAAAUUGAGUGCCCAGCUGAGUAAAAUGAGGAUUGAAGACAAAUAAAACUUUGAUAAAAGUCCAA